Messenger RNA from Aphanomyces invadans, 3364 nucleotides. RefSeq lists its product as hypothetical. The record is from RefSeq and is a predicted model, not a curated record. Gene Ontology annotation, molecular function: calcium ion binding. The transcript has 13 exons. The coding region runs from base 24 to 2843 and encodes 939 amino acids. NCBI's taxonomy places the organism in Eukaryota, Oomycota, Saprolegniomycetes, Saprolegniales, Verrucalvaceae.
AUUACUCGAAUCCCCCGUCGGCGAUGCUGCAGUCGCCGCGAACGAAAAAGGUCGCGGUGGUGCGGGAUCCAGACAUGACGAGUGUCCUGUCGCCGCCCACGUCGUACAAUGUAUAUCCGUUCCAAGGGCUCCAGUCGCCCCCCAAAGCCCCCCGCACAGACUCGAAAACACCGCCCAAACGCCUUAAACAACUGGACAAGCCAGCCCUCUCGGCCGUCCAUUCGUGGCUCCCUCUGACCAGACCGUAUUCCCCCUUAGGGGCAGUGUCCCCCACGGCUGUAGUGCACCACUUGAGCGAAGAGCAGUACCCCCACGUCAAGCAGCACGACCUGGCCCAGAUUGAGGACUGGCUCGUCGGGUUUGAGCAGGAGGCGCGCUCGUUCACGUCGUACUUUUUGUUUUGCGAGCUCAAGUUUCAACAGUCUGCCGUCCUGGCGACAGGGCGGGACGUGCCGAAUCGACUUCGGACUGCCGUCGCGUUCUACUGCCUCCAGCAAGCGUCGUCCAUCUUUGGGCGGUACCAGUCCGUGCUGGACACGAUCUGCUUGAACUUGGGGUCAGCGAUCUACACAAGCUUUGGAACACUGCGGCGCGGCCGCCACCUCACAGCCCUGGAGUGCUAUCACGCCGGGGUAACCUACUUUGAUCAAGUCCAGUCGCUCCAGCAAGAAAACGCCCAGCUACAGUCUCGCAAAUCGUCUCUCGACGAGUUGCUCGUCCGACUUGAGCAACGGGUGCAGCAACUUGAAGCCGAGAACGCAGCAUUCAAAUCAAACCCAGGCCACAGCACGGUCCCGGCAUCGAACACUGUCAGCGCCUUCACGAAGCUUGCGCUCAGCAACGAAUUCAACCCUGCGGCCAACAUGGAGCAGCGGGAAAAGAUGGGGUACAUCCUCAAGACGUUCAAGGCGCUCGAUGCCAACGAACGGCUUCAAGUCCUUCUAAGCCAAAUGGACAUGAUCGGCGCGAAUGCAGACAUGUUGCUUACAAUGAUCCACGCGCUGCCGCCUCGGGAGCGCAACACCCUGCUCGAUCGUCUCGUCCAAGACAAAGUCCAAACGAUGCAGUCGACAUGGGCGGCGGAAGCCGCCGUCCGGGGUGUCCAACAGCAGAACGAGGACGCGAACCAGUACAAACAUCGCCUCAUCAAGUACCAGGGAUUGAUUCAAGACGUAUUGGCUGGGAUCCACGUCUCGGCUCUCGACAUUCCACCUCAGGACAAAGGAACGAUUGAGGCGCUCGCGAGUUUGGUUGAAGCGUUGGCGCAGGAAAAGGACAAGGUGAAGCGAUACGAAGCCCGCGUGUUUGGCAUGACAGCGAUCCAUGCCAAGAACAAAGCAGACGUGGAAGGAUCAUGGAUGCACAAGUGCCACGAGCUGCAGGCGAAAUACGACGCAGCGGAAGCCGAGCGCGUGCAACUUGUCCAGCAACUCGAUGCGGUCCACGAACGAAUCGAGGCAGAGCGAGUCGAGCGCGCCGCGCGGCCAACCGACACGAACGACAAACAGACCCAAGUUCGUCCGGACGAGCUGCAAAAGUCUAUGAUGCACAACGCCGACAACAACGAGCGCAAGUUGACGCAACUAGGGUUCAACGGAUCCAAAGGCCAUAAAUCGUUCACUGGGUUGUACAUGAUGAUUCAAGAAGCCAACUACUCGGUUGCGAGUGUCAAGCGUAUUCUGGCCAAAAAGCGGCCUCUGAGCAUGCUGGAGCUCCACCAAGUCAUCUCGGGGUUCUAUCAAACCAAAAUGAGCCAGGACAUUGCGGACGACAACAUGCAUCGUCAUCGCGAAGGGCUAGCGCAAAUGCUGCUCGAUUCGUACACGGUGUACUAUGGACUGCGCGAGUUGGCCAUGGGACAGCUCAUUACGCUUGACUCGGCCAUUCGAAAACACGCCGGGAAAAGCGCACGCAUUCGACUGUUUGGAUUGCUGGUCGGGUCCCUCGAACCAGGAAGCUAUGCGUCGUCCGCCCCAGCCAUUGACUUUUUGCUGUUUGUCGUCGGGGUGCUCUUCAACGUGGGCAACUACCGCAUGCAUGAAGAGAGGGCGCAAGCAAACGCCAAGCAGCUGAAAGCGUGGUUUGGCGACGGCAUCAGCGGCAGCCAGAACUGCACGAUGAUUCCACUAGACAAACUCAUUCAGACGGUGCAGACUGUGUUUGCGCACAGCCACGUCACGAUCGCAUUCAUGCAAGACUUGUGCCAGACCCAAAACGAGAAUGGCGACGUCGACCUCGACGUGGCGCUCGAGAAAAUCAUGUACUACUGGCUCAAGCUGUACGCGGAGCAGAUCGUGACGAUGCACAAUGUGUUUGAGCUUGGGGACAAGGACACCAACGGCGUGUUGGACUUUUCAGAGUUCAGCGCUGUGGUGCACCAUCUCGACCCAGACAUGACUCGACGGGACUGCCUCGAGCUGUACAACCACGUCGCAGGCUCGGACAACGUGAUCGACAAAGAAGAGUUUGUGAUGGGCAUGAUUUUGCACCAGCGCGACAUCGGGCUCAAGUCGUACUUUGCCGCGGACCACGCCGUCAUCGCUAGCUCCUCGGGUGCGCCCGCCACCCCCACGACCGCUGCCGUUAUGUGCACUUCUGCGACACCGACAAUAUCGAAGCGCCUGAACACGAGGACCACGGGGGAAGCUCAACCCCAGAUCCCGUUCAACCCUGUCCGGCAACUCACCAUGCUCGUGUCCAAGUUCAAAGACGGCACCAGAACUUUCACGGACGCCCCCGGCGCGAAUGCCGAGCCAAAUGUCAACUGGGACGACGGCAUUGACGCGGUUGUCGACCAGUUUCUAAGCCACAAACACCUGAGUAACGAGCAGUUAACGGGGUAGCGACCUUGCCAGAAACUCGAAAUCGCCCUGCUGAUCACGUUGUACGUCACCAUGUGGGCGUCAGCAGUUCGCGUCAUGCGCUUGUGAAGCAAGGGGGCAAGGUCGCGCCGCCAGGGGGCGUAAACUAACCGCCAUAUCGAUGGGCCGUUGACGGGUGUGGCAACGAUGAAGAUGGAUGCACCAACUAUUGAGACUUGCUGCUGGUCAGCGAGGACGCACCCCGAGACCGAACAACAGUCGUUUGGACAACUUUCGACUCGAGGGAAACCAAAGUAGUGCAGGACGUCCUGGGUUGGAUUGUCUGCGGGUGGCGACGGCUUUUUUGGGGAAGGCCAAGUGCGCCGCCGUGGUCGCAUCCAGAUCGAUUGGUGUCGAAGAAGACCUGAUGUCAUAAAUAGCUGAUUCGAAUUACAUAAAUGGGUCAACGCUCGUUGUGGCUUAUUCAAACGAUUGAUGGGACAGAUCGUGGUGGUGAAAGCACUGGAACCGCUCGAGCAGGUCCUCGUCUUGGAUUGCCAAGU